This is a messenger RNA of Nymphaea colorata (pocket water lily), 1187 nucleotides long. Its product is annotated as rho GDP-dissociation inhibitor 1. Bases 97 to 819 code for a protein of 240 amino acids. Gene Ontology annotation, cellular component: cytosol; cytoplasm; membrane. Gene Ontology annotation, molecular function: Rho GDP-dissociation inhibitor activity; protein binding. NCBI's taxonomy places the organism in Eukaryota, Viridiplantae, Streptophyta, Magnoliopsida, Nymphaeales, Nymphaeaceae. The transcript has 6 exons. The record is from RefSeq and is a predicted model, not a curated record. Gene Ontology annotation, biological process: Rho protein signal transduction.
GCCUCCCGCCCUUGCGUCUGAGAGGUUGCAGGCGUUGAGGAGGUGGUGGUGUGAGUCGGGGGGAUCGGAGGGAAGCGAACGGCGGCCGGCGACGAGAUGGGUGGCGUUGGAGAAGAGGAGAGAUCGGGUAAGGAGGAUCAUGAGAAGGAGGAGGAGGACGUCGUCGGAAACAUGAACGAGCAGCAUGGGGAGAAGCUCAACAGGCAGAUGAGCGAGGCGUCGUUCUGUGAGACGGAGGAAGAGGAAGAGGACGAAGUGAAGGACGUGCCGGCUCAGCUGGAGUUGGGACCUCAGUGCUCCCUCAAGGAGCAGCUGGAGAAGGACAAGGACGACGAGAGCUUAAGAAGGUGGAAAGAACAGCUCUUGGGCAGCGUUGAUCUGAACUCCGUUGGAGAAACUCUGGAGCCAGAAGUGAAGAUCGUGAACCUUUCGAUCUUGUCACCUGGUAGACCUGACCUGGUUCUUCCCAUCCCAUUGGAGACCAAUCCAAACACCCCACUGUUUGUUCUCAAAGAGGGAAGCCAGUACAGCCUCAAGUUCUCUUUCGUGGUCAGCAACAACAUUGUCUCUGGGCUCAAGUACACCAACACUGUGUGGAAAACUGGUGUGAAAGUGGACAGCACAAAAGAAAUGUUGGGAACAUUUAGUCCCCAGCAAGAGCCAUAUACAUAUGAGAUGGCAGAAGAGACCACACCUUCUGGUAUUUUUGCUAGGGGCACAUAUUCAGCCAAAUCUAAGUUUGUAGACGAUGACAACACAUGCUACCUGGAAAUCAACUACACAUUCGCUAUAAAGAAAGACUGGCCAGCAUCUAGCUAGCUGAUUAUCAGGCAACUCGAGCCAUAUUUCACAGGCGACCGAUCAAGCUCCAAGCUUCGAAGACGGCGUGGAGACCCAAUGAAACUGAUCCUCAAUGGUGCAGCAGAUUUGGACAUAGGUUGAGCUAAUUCACCUCAUAUUGGAGUAUUACAAAAUUGAGAUCAUAGAGAAGCGAAGAGAAUCUUCUUUAGACAUUUAUGACAUUUCAACUAAUAAUAUAGAUGUAUAUUAGGUUGUCUUUUUGAUGGCAUUCUGAUUGGAAUCAUUUUCUUGAGAUGAUACAUUAAUUUUUUUGUUCUCUCUAUGUGAACGGUUGUAUUUUUCUUUUUGAAUUCUGACUAUGAUUGGUCCUAUUGUCAUAAUUUCGU